AUGUCGACAGUGGGGGGCAAUGAUUUUUUCAGGGCAUGGUUGGAGGAGCAUGCCAAAGGGGCAACUGCAGUUACGGGUACGGUGCAGGAUCCCGCGGAGGGGGCCCAAAGAAUUGAAUACACCUUGAAGAAUAAUUUGGAAGAAGCAUGGAAGAAAUUAAGGGAGUCCCUGAUGCAGCCGGGAUCAGCGGAAAUAUCUGGUCUGUGUGCACACGUGGGGAAGCUUGUGAGUAAGGGUGGAAGUGGGAAGAAUGAAUAUCUGAAGAAUUUAUGUAAAGGAAUAGCCGAAAUAAGAUAUUUCAUGAGUGGUGUGGAAACAAAGAGAGAGAAUAAUGGUAGAGGUGAGAACGAUGAUCCAUCCGAUGUUACGGAGCUUACUCCUGCUCAAGCUUAUGCACGUUGUAUUGUUGGAUCUGUCGCUCUGAACGAACUGUACGGAGAUCAUUGCCAAAUGGAGGGAAUCAUAGGAGAGAUAUCGUCUAAUAUGGACAAUGAAUUAAGGGGCCACUUGAACAAGAAUGGACAAAGACUUCAGCAUCAACUGAAUAAGUGUGAGGGAAUUGCUCCCGCACAUUUAAUGUUCGGUAAAUCCCUCCUCGCUAGUACCAUCAGGCAGUGGGCCCAUGAAGAUAGGAAAAAGGAAGACGAUUGGAAGUUAACGAAGAAGGGGCCACGGGGAGCCUGGAGGGUGGGGUACGUGUGGUACUAUUGGCCAACGGUCUGUAACGGGGGAAAGGCGCCAGGGGCAGACGGCACGGAACUGAAGGCAUUAAGGAAAGAGAAUGCAGGUACCAUGGUAGACUUCCUGAAAUUGGACAACACCAGUUCUGUCCAGAAUGGUGGUCCAGCGUCCACACUAGCAGAAGUACUCAUGAACGAUGAAAUUGAAUUAUCGGACAACAAAAUACGAGAAGUACUUAAAGAGAUGGUCGCGGACAGUGCUGCGGGUGGUAGUGUUACAUUGGACAAUACAAAAAUAACCGAAGCAGUGCAGAAGAUAGAGAAGGAAUCUAAGAAAAAAGCAGCUGAAGCAUGCAUGAAGAACGACAAGAAUUCAUUUUGCACGCGCUUGCAAUGUGCAAAAGAUCAUUGGCAAUUAACAGAUGGGAAGGGCAGCACCAACACCGGAGAUUUCUGGGAGGGUCACGUCAAGAAGAAGCUGGAAGAAUUCAUCACUAAGGGAGUGGUAGACAAUGGUAGAUCCACUACUAGCCACUGCGACAACGAGAAACUGAAUAAUGCAAACAAACAGGCUUGUGGACACAUUACAACACUGUUGCAGGAAAUGUACAAAAAUCAAAAUCAAAGUGGUGACCCUAAGCAGUAUUCUAAUCAAAUUAUAAAAUGUCUUCUGUUAAAAGAAUAUGCUAACAAAUUAAAAAAGCAAGCAAAACAAAAAGGGUAUUGUAGCAUAGAUGAAGGGAUAAAUCACGCUUUCACGCAAAGUAAAACCAUUAUUGGGAAUGCGUCAACUCAAUGCCCAGUUGUUAAUGGUCCUAAUUCUUGUUUUGAAUGUAGUUGGAACGAUAAAGACGACUAUGAAGAUUGCCCAAUUGACAAUAGCCAAAGCGCCAAUGGGAAAGUAAAGGACAAAGUGGAUGAAUUGUUCAAGAAGAACGACCAAACUGUUGACACCAAAAUACAGAAAACCGUGACUGAUAUGCAUAAUAAAAGUACCCCCUGUGAACGUAUACAAUGUGCAGCGCAUUGGUGGGGAGAGAAGAACAAGAAUAACGGAACUGUCGAAUGGAAUAAAAUGUGGGAGGAAGUGGUCAAAGGGGAUGUCACCUCACUUGGCAAAUCCAUGUCUGACAAUAAAAACAGCAGUGCAGACGACAGUCUCACCAAACACUGCAUUAAAUUGGACAACAAGAACAGAGAAAUAUGUUUCCUCUUUACAAGGGGACUAGACCACAUGUACAAAAAUGUAACUGGUAACGACGAUGCUAUGAAGUUGUUUAAACGAACCAUGAUGUGCGCAGCACUAAAUGCAUACGCCAAGAAAAUUAAGGCUGAUGCAACAGCAAAGAAGAAUAACGGGACAGGGAGCUGUGACAUAGAUAAUGGCAUAGAACAGGCCUUCAAACAAAUUAAAACAAUUAUGAGUGGUGAAUCAUCUCAAUGCAAAGAUCCUAAGGGUGCUGAUUGUUUUGAGUGUACACAGGACCAAGACUUUGACAAAUGCGAAAUUAACACAAAUGGCCAGGGCACCACCGGUGAAAAUGUAAAUAGCAGAUUGAAGACAAUGUUUGAGGACAAAGAAGAUAAGACAGGACUGAAGGAAUCUUUGGACAAAAUAUGUUUAGAGUGUCUGGAUAAGAAGGAAUUAUGUCAACGUGCACAAUGUGUAGCUGAUAGAUGGGUGAAACAGACUAACGGCGUGAACGGUCAGGCACGUAAUUGGACUGAAAUGUGGAAUGAAGUCCAAACUCAAGUCACCUCACUUGGGACUAACAUAUCCAAUAACAAGGACAAGGUGGAAACCCACUGUACUGACCUUCACAGUGAAGAAGAGAAGACAGUAUGCAAGUUCAUUGCUUCAGGAUUAAAAGGUAUUUAUGAAAUUAAGGCAGGUCAAGGUGGAAAUGCGGUAAAGAUCACAAAGAAGGAUUUAGAGGAUCAAUUAUUUAAACGUACCAUGCAAUGUGUUUUAUUAAAUGCUUUUGCUGAUAAAUUAGAAGCACUUCCAUGUAGUAAAGAGAAAAAAAUAGAAGAGGCUGUAACCAAGGCAUUUAAUGAUGAAAAUGAUACUAUUAAGAAUGCAAGUGACCGUUGCACGAAAGAUGGUGAUAAAUGCUUUAAGUGUAUUAGGUUUAACGGUCUCACCAAUUGCGAAAUUGGCGAGAACGGUAACAAGGAAAAAGUAAAAGGAAAAGUAGAACCCAUGCUAGAAGGAGAUAAUACACUCAAGAAAGAAUCUCUGGAGAAGAAAAUAUGUAAACCAUGUACACAGGAUAACUUCUGUGCAGGUCUACAAUGUGUAGCAAAGAAAUGGGGAGAAAGGAAUAACAAGUCCUCAAACGGAAAGGUUACUUGGGAAAACAUGAAGGGUGACUUUGAAAAGGAGUUAAAAGCAGUCCUACAUGCCAUGACGACAAAUCAGACCGCCUUCGCGGACCAUUGCAAGAACAACAACUGGAAGGAUGGCGACGCCGCAGGCGAAGCCAAUAAAACCGCCUGCAAGCUUGUUGCAGCAGGGCUGGAACAUAUAUCUAAAAUUCAGCAUGAAUAUAGCACUAAGACGGGGCAACCUGAUAAAAAUGAAAACCCCUAUGAUAACCAAGAGUUUAAACAAUUAGUUUCUUGUUUAAUGUUGAAGGCAGUUGCACAAAAAAUGAAAGAAGACAGCAAAAUUUGCGACAUAGACCAAGGGAUUAGGGCCGCCUUUGGAAAGGCAGACGCCAUUAAGGGGAAACAUUGCCAGAAUGGUAAACCUUGUACUGUUUGUAAUUGGGCGGAAAAAUAUGAUGAUUGCUACUUGGACACUGCAAAGGAGGACCAAGUGAAGCCAAAAUUGGAAGCAUUGCUCGACGAGAAGAAGACCGAAGUCGAGGGUGCCCUCAUGGACAUAACUAAAACAGCAGGAAACAAUAGUUCUACUUUAUGUCUCCGUUUACAAUGUCUAGCUCCUCGAGUUCAGGCAUCCAGCUCUGCGAAUACAUUUUGGACGAAGGAAGGCGAAGUAGGACAACUAUGGAACGUACUAUCCACAGCAAUGAAGGCAAAUAAGAACAACGAAGCACAAUGUAAUACCAUGGAUAAUGACAACAGAGAGGCAACCAACCCUGAAAAGAAGGCAUGCAAUUAUUUGCAUGCCGCCUUAAAGAAACUGUAUGAGACGACGACGCCGGCGACGCCGUCGGCGUCGUCGUCAGGAACCAUAAGCCUGAAUGACAACCCACCGUUGAAACAAACAGUGGGUUGCUUAUUACUUCACGCUUAUGCAAAGAAAAUGAAAGGCGCCACGUGUUUAGUGGAUUCAGGAAUAAAGAAAGCUUUCGACACUGCUGUUAAAAAUCUUAUUGGUAAUUGCAAUGGUGGCACGGAAUCUUGUGUCCCUUGCCUUUGGAAUGAAGGCAACUAUGACAACUGCGAAAUUACCAAAAAUGGCACCACCGAAGAUCAGACGCCAGUAAAGGACAAAUUAGAACAAGUUCAGAACAAAAUUACCGAAACCUCCAAUACCACCCUAAAGGACAUAAAUGAAAUGUCCACUUUAUGCGACUUCAUUAAAUGCGCCGGACCGAAAUGGUUCAAAAACAAGGCGAAACCGAACGGUAAUAGUGUUACUGCAACCAAGAAUUGGUGUGAAUUUUGGAAUGAAGGUGUCAAACACGAACUGACGAACUUGUUCACAGCAAUUCAGAGGGAUGGAAAGGACAAAUCAAAUAUAAUCACUACUGCCGCAACAUGUAAAAACUUUGGGGAUGGUAAUGAACAUAGUGUUGAAAGAAAAGCAUGUAAUCAUAUCAUAGCAGGUUUAGACUACAUUAACAAAAUUCCAAAUGGAAGUGUUGGAGGUGGUGGUGCCCCAUCUAAUGGUAAAGACAAGCAACUGCUCGAUAGAGCAGUUGCUUGCAUUGCUCUUAAUAUGUACGCAGAUAAAAUAAUUGCAUUGUCGGAGAAAAAUUGUCCCAUUCAUGAGGAAAGAAUAAAAAAAAUGUUUGAAGAUUGGAAUAAAAUUAAUAAUAAUUCGUGUAAGAGUGGGGAUAAUAAUUGUUUUGUUUGUGAAAGGAAAGCUGAUUUUAAUGAUUGCGAACUAAGUGUUUCCAGCUCUUUAAUUAGUUCAACAUCAACACCAUCAAAUGGAGAUUGCAGUACUACUGCACCUGAGGCAGUUAAAGUCCAACCUCAAAUGAACAAACUCCUCAACGAAAAAAAAUCCAUCCCCCAAGUGAAUAAAACAUUAUCCACCAUAAAUGAAAUGAACACUUUCUGUAGUAAAAUGCAAUGUGCAGCAAAACAAUACUACGCAAAAGUCAAAAGCAAGCCUCCUGGAAAAAGCACCAAUGUGUCUUGGAGUGAAAUAAAUGGUGCUGUUAAUGAUGAAUUAAAGGAACUUCUACAAAAUAUUACGGAUGAUGAGAAAUGGAAAAACUUUGACCAAUACUGCAAGGACGACAUCAAAAGUAAUGGCGACACACCAGGAGAAAUAACUGCAAAGCAAAAAGCUUGUAAGCUUUUUGCUUCAGGUUUAAAACACAUUUCUGAAAUUAAUAACAAAAACAACCAAGACGAUGCUGUACCACUUAAACAAACUAUGAUGUGCGCAGCACUUAAUCUUUAUGCUGAUCAAUUAAUAGAAAAAGCAGAAAAUCAAUGUCCCUUAGAUAAUAAAAAAUUAGAAGAGGCAAUAAAACACGCUUUUGGUAAAAGUAGUGACAUUAUGGGGAAGGGAACAUCUUCAUGUUCAACUGCUAAUGGUUCCAAUUCUUGUUUUAUUUGCAACAGAGAAAAAAAUUUUGCCGAUUGCCAAAUUGGCACUGGCAUUGCCAGUGCCAAGGUAAAAGAAAAAAUGGAAGUUCUUCUCAAAGACAACGACGGAAAGAACACCACCCCUAACAUGACCAAAACACUAGACAAAAUAAAUGAAAUAGAAACUUUCUGUACUCAAGUCCAAUGUGCUAUCAAACAAGAACUUAGAAGGCAAAAUAAACUGAAAAAUGGAACAGAACCAUCUUGGAGCAAAAUCGAAGGUGACGCCAAGGAUGUAUUAACUAAACUUAUAGAACAAAUGACGAAGGGUCAGACUGAACCUGAUCUUUUAACAUACUGCAAUGACGAAAAUAAAUGGAGUAAAUUUGGCCAUAAAGGAAAACAUACAAACAAAGCAGCUUGUUUGCUUUUUGCUGCAGGACUUCAGCACAUUUAUACCCAUGAUAAUGGACGUAUUAACGGCCGUGUUAACGGCCGUGUUAACGGCCCAUCGUUUGGACAAACGAUGGGUUGUUUAUUUCUUAAGGAAUAUGCAAAACAAUUGCAAAAAGUGGCAAAUGAGAAGAAAAGGGGAAAUAGUUGGGUACAUCCUCUUUGUAGCAUAAAGGAGGGCAUAACACAUGCUUCUAGCAGAAGUGAGGACAUUAUGAAUGCACCAUCUAAAUGCAACAAUAAUGUUCCUAAUUCUUGCUUUGUGUGCAAAUUGGACGAUUAUGACAAGCUUAAAGAUUGCUCCAUUGGCAAUGACAAAGUAAAGCCCAAAGUUGAAGCAGUGUUCACAGAAGAUUCCACGAAACAAAACCAAAUGCAACAAACCUUAGAGAAUACAGUCUGUCCCAUCCUUCUUACGGAUCUCCUUACCCCUUUUCUUCCUUUGGCUCCUGUCUCCAUUGGCCUUUCUGCUAUGGCUUAUUACCUUUGGAAGUAUUUUGGUCCUCUUGGUAAAGGAGGACCACGUUUUAGAAGAUCUCCUGCUGAAAUUCCCGGUCCAUCCGUACAGGAACAAGUCCUCGAUCAUGUGCAGCAAGAUAGUUCACAUGAAUAUCAAUUGGUGAAGGAACGAAAACCUCGUUCUGCUCCAACAAGAACGAAACGUUCUGGUGGUGUGAAUCGUCGAACGAUUAUUGAAAUUCAUUUUGAAGUGCUGGAUGAAUGUCAAAAAGGGGACACACAAUUGAACCAGAAGGAUUUUCUGGAACUUUUGGUUCAAGAGUUCAUGGGAUCCGAAUUAAUGGUAGAAGAACAGGUUCCUAAGGAAGAAGUUCUUAUGGAAGGGGUUCCUAUGGAAGAGGUUCCAAGUUUAGGUUCCGGGUUACUGGUUUAA
This is a messenger RNA of Plasmodium knowlesi strain H, 6759 nucleotides long. RefSeq names its product SICAvar, type I. The coding region runs from base 1 to 6759 and encodes 2252 amino acids. Lineage: Eukaryota; Apicomplexa; Aconoidasida; Haemosporida; Plasmodiidae. The record is from RefSeq and is a predicted model, not a curated record. The transcript has 14 exons.